Molecule: messenger RNA, 2119 nt
Organism: Ziziphus jujuba (common jujube)
Lineage: Eukaryota; Viridiplantae; Streptophyta; Magnoliopsida; Rosales; Rhamnaceae
Product: AAA-ATPase At2g46620
Exons: 1
Coding region: 437-1903 (488 amino acids)
Molecular function (GO): ATP binding; ATP hydrolysis activity
Source: RefSeq, a predicted model, not a curated record
UUAUAGAAGAAAUCUAAUUCCCCACAACGUCUUCAAAGUUGAAACACAUUAACAUUAUUAGGAUAUAUAUAUAUAUAUAUAUAUAUAUAUUUUUUUUUUUUGUGUUCUCUUCCUCAUUCGUCUUUUUUUGUUGCUCCAGUCUCCCAACUAUCUCGGUCUUUCUUCCAUCGCUUUUCUUCUGUUUCUUUUUCAUCCCUAAAAAUUCCCUAUUAAUUCUUUGCAGCAUGAAUUUCCUUUCCAAUUCCACAGAGAGGGAAGGAGAUUCCUUUUCCUGUUCCAUCCCAGUUGAACUUUUCGUCUCAAACUCUGUACAGAAUUAAUAUAUAAAUAUUUAGACUACCACCCAGUGCCCUUUUCUAUCAACUGGGUUUUCUCGCUCGCUCCAAUUCAAUUUCAUUGAACACCCAAAUUCAAAAAAACCCAAAAAAAGAAGAAAAUGAUUGUUUCCAAUCCAUUUCUUCUUUUACUUGUACUGGGUUUUGUGUUGGUGUUGGUUCGUUUGCUUCUGUACAGAACUGGGGUGGUAUAUAUCGUGAAGAAAUGGUGGCGAGCGUUUGAGGAUUGUUUCCAUGUGUAUCAGUCUUUCAGAGUUCCUGAAUUCAACGAGAUUAGCAUGCAAGAGAAUCAGCUAUUUCACAAAGUCACCGAUUAUCUUAAUUCUUUGCCCUCCAUCGAGGAUUCCGACUUAACCAACCUCAUCACCGGGAAGAAGUCCAACGAGAUCCUCCUCAAACUCAAUCCCAACCAGAAGGUCCAAGACUAUUUUCUCGGAGCGAAAUUAAUUUGGAUAAACGAAGAAGAUAAAGCCCAAGCCCAACAACAGAGUACCAGCAGAUGUUUGGUGCUCAAGAUUCGGAAAUCUGACAAACGAAGAAUUCUCAGGCCGUAUCUCCAACAUAUCCAUACGGUUGCCGAUGAGCUUGAGCAGCGAAAAAGGGAUCCGAAGCUUUUCAUGAACGUCGAGACCAAUCGAAAAGGUCGGUGGAAAUCAAUCCCUUUCACUCAUCCUUCGACCUUCGAAACCAUCGCCAUGGAAUCCGAUCUCAAAGCCAAGGUGAAAUCCGACCUCGAGUCCUUUCUCAAGGCCAAACAGUAUUAUCACAGACUGGGCCGUGUUUGGAAACGAAGCUAUUUACUGUACGGUCCCUCCGGCACCGGGAAAACGAGUUUCGUCGCCGCCAUGGCUAAUUUCCUCUCCUACGAUGUCUAUGAUCUCGAUCUCUCCAAAAUGAUGGACGAUUCCGAUCUGAAAAUGCUAUUGUUGCAGACAACGAACAAGUCGGUUAUCGUUAUCGAGGAUCUUGACCGGUUUUUGAUCGAGAAAUCCACGGCCGUGAGCUUAUCUGGCGUAUUGAAUUUCAUGGACGGUCUUCUAAACUCGUGCUGUGCGGAGGAGAGGGUUAUGGUAUUCACGAUGAUUGGGAAGGACAAAAUUGACCCAGCAAUUUUGAGACCGGGUCGGAUCGACGUUCAUAUCCAUUUUCCGCUUUGCGAUUUCAUCGCGUUUAAGAAUUUAGCGAGCAGCUAUCUGGGUCUCAAGGAGCACAAGCUUUUCCCGCAAGUGGAAGAAAUUUUCCAAAACGGGUCGAGUUUGAGUCCGGCGGAGAUCAGCGAGCUGAUGAUUGCGAACCGGAAUUCGCCGAGCCGGGCUAUCAAAUCCGUCAUCACGGCGUUGCAAACGGACGGUGAUGGGAGGGGAACGGGGAAGAUGGGAAAGCGGAUAAUGGAGAACGGGUCGAGGAAGUCCGUAGAGGAACCGGCCCAUGUCCAACCGGGUGGGGUUUUUUGCAGUGAAGGUGUUCAGACGGUAAAGGAUUUGCGUAAAUUGUACGGAUUCUUCAGGAUGAAAAGCUCCAGAAAAUCUCCAUCGUUCGAUGAGAGUACGGAGCAGAAAGAUGGUUAAUCGGUAGAAAUGUAGGGGUAAAAAAUGUAACAAAAUUUCUAUUUGUCAAAAGCCAAAAGGAUUAUUUUGUUCAUAAGCAUAAAAAUACGUCAUAGUUUUUCCUUUUUUUUUUAACUUUUAAUACAACUACCACCAUUUGAUAAUCGUUGCUCGGAUGCUUCUGUAAGUUUGUUGAUAAUCCUUUUUAGAAUAUGAAUUCCCACUUUUGUUCUUCUU